AUGACGGAGCAUUUUGCCAAUAUUGUCGCGACCAUGAUGGCACAUCCCCCUGAUCGAAAUGCGCCUUUACCGCUUGCGAAUCAUAAGAGCACAAUGUUUGGCGUCACAAUAUCCUUCCAUGUUGUGAGCUGGCUUUUCGUGGGUUUCCGGCUUCAUACACGUUUUCGUGUUGUCCGUGAACCAGGUUGGGACGAUGUCUUUGUCGUCCUUGCAGCCUUGUUUAACCUUGUAUCAGUGAUUGCUUUUCUCGGAGGCACAAGAUAUGGUCUCGGACGCCAUUUGAUUUACAACCUCAAUCUGAUCCAGCAGACGAUGCAGUGGCUAUAUGUGACCAAUGCCGCCUACCACACUACCACAGCCUUCAUCAAAAUCUCACUGCUUCUCCAAUACUUGAGAAUUUUCCGCGACGGUCUGCGCCGCCACGUCUGCCUCGUCCUACUUGGCAUUGUCAUCGUAUGGGGCUCGGCCUUCGCUUUCAUGACUUGGGUACCAUGCUUUCCGAUCUCUGGAUUCUGGAACAGACAAACUGACCCACCACCUAAAUGCUAUGGCUUCGGAUAUGACAACAUGGAUGAGGCUAAGAUUGCAGUUCUCUCUUUUUCCAUUUCCAACAUGGUUCUCGAUGUUGCCAUUUUCCUUAUUCCGCUUUCGGAGUACUUCAAGCGGAAUAUAGGAAAAAAGCAACUAUUUGCUAUGACUGGACUGUUCUGUCUUGGCUCAAUUGUUGUACUGAUGUCCAUUCUUCGCCUUUGGACCACUUUCAAACACAGCAGGGAUACGGAACAAGGCUUCGACUUCACUUGGUGGUAUCCCCAAGUCCUCAUCAUCUCGUGUCUCGAGGUGGAUUUUGCUAUCAUGUGCGCCUCCAUGCCCAUUUUCUGGCCCACGGUCAUUGCUUCAUUUGGCCAAAUUUUCGUCACGAACGAGGUCCGCGUAACACACCAUCAGCGACUUGUAGACAACGGCGGCGACAACUUCGAGAUGGACAGAUCAAAUUCACUCAAAAGUAGUACGAGUACCCAAGGCCUCACGCAUGUUGGAACUAGCGAACAGAAACCAUACUAUUUGGAUGGAUUCGACCCAAAAAAGAACAAUUCUGGUGUUUCGGAGGUUCAGAGUCUCUUGGUACUCACGGCGUUUCCCAGCCUGCUCAUGGAACUCGGACGCAAAAAAUGGGAUAUAUGUCCCGGUUGUUCCAAUCUUCAGCUAGGUCGUUUCGUCGUCUCUCCCUGGAAAGGUCUCGACCCUGCCAGAGAGUCUCCAACGCCUUAUCGUAGCCCUCCUGAUGACCGCAGCGACUGCGAAAAUUGUACUAUCGCGGGGAUACCCUUUCGGUGGCACAUGACUACUUUAUGCCUUCUGCGCACCUGGUCCCAACGCAGGAUCCGAUGCUGGUGGUAUCCCGCGCAAUCUGCACACCUCAAAUUGGCGUAUACCGCAGUUGUCGACAGUAUGUACAGAUUAGCAUACAAGUCGUGCCCAUGA
This is a messenger RNA of Plenodomus lingam JN3, 1485 nucleotides long. RefSeq lists its product as uncharacterized. Lineage: Eukaryota; Fungi; Ascomycota; Dothideomycetes; Pleosporales; Leptosphaeriaceae. The record is from RefSeq and is a predicted model, not a curated record.